This is a messenger RNA of Penicillium crustosum, 192 nucleotides long. RefSeq lists its product as uncharacterized. The transcript is spliced from 2 exons. Lineage: Eukaryota; Fungi; Ascomycota; Eurotiomycetes; Eurotiales; Aspergillaceae. The annotation marks the transcript as partial. The record is from RefSeq and is a predicted model, not a curated record.
GUGAAGACGGAGGAACGACACCGUACAGUACGCCCUAAUGUCCUAUGGCAGGAAGCGGCAGAGAUGAUAAUGAUUCCACAGGACAACAAUGAGAUUUAUUUGACAUUUGCUACCUACCCGCCGGAAUACCUUGAAUACUUCAAGAGAGGCUCGGCCCUUCGACGAAAAAAGCUACUUCUCACGGUGGAAUAG